Geodia barretti is the source of this 576-nucleotide messenger RNA. The record is from the annotation of a GenBank genome assembly. NCBI's taxonomy places the organism in Eukaryota, Metazoa, Porifera, Demospongiae, Tetractinellida, Geodiidae.
AUGAUGAAGUGUCGAAACGGCGACAUGAGUGCUUUCGAGCUAAUUGUGAUGCGCUAUAAAGACCUCAUCACGAAUUUCAUCUAUCGAUCUAUAGGCGACUACCACCGGGCUGAAGACUUGGCACAGGAGACAUUUCUGCGCGUUUUCAGGAGUGCGAACCGUUAUGAGCCGAAGUGUCGAUUCAAAAACUGGCUGUAUCUUAUCGCAACGAAUUUAUGCCGUAACGAAAUUCGGGAUCGGAAGCGGCGGAAUACCGCUUAUCUCGACGAUCUUAUCCCUGACAAUGAAGACGUCAGCUAUUUUGAGCUGAUGCAGGAUGUCAGUCAGCUUCCCGACGAAGUCUACGAAAAAAAGGAACAACAAAUCAUCAUUCAGCAAACAAUUAACCGCUUACCUGAAAACCAGCGGUUGGCAUUGCUUCUAGUGAGCUAUCAAAAUCUAAGGUACGAUGAAAUUGCAGAAGUCCUUGAGUGCUCCGUUAGUGCCGUGAAAUCACUUAUCCAUCGCGCCCGCCAGAAUAUGAAAACACUCCUAAUAGAAGUCGGGAUUGGAGAGAGUUCCCAUGCUAAAGUGUGA